AUGAACAUAUCUAUUUGGGCACAAUCCACUUGCAAGCUGAAGGCCAAGUUCAACCUGAACAGCUACAAGAAUGUGGAGAAGAAGAAGGUCGUCAUUGGGGGGAUGUUUCCUGUUCACAUGCGUGUUGCUUCCAGCGGUGGCAACACUUCAAACCUGCCUGUCUCCUCGGGGUGUGAUGGAUUUAAUUUUCGUACCUUCCGCUGGACACAGACCAUGCUGUUCGCCAUCAAUGAAAUUAACCAGAGGGAAGACCUGCUCCCCAACACUGACCUGGGUUACGUUAUCUAUGACUCAUGCUUCACCAUCUCCAAGGCCGUGGAGGGAACCCUAACCUACUUAACGGGACAAGAUGAAGCAGUACCCAACUACCGCUGUGGAAACGGGCCCCCUCUUGCCACAUUAGUGGGUGCUGGAGGUUCUGAUCUGUCCAUUGCUACAGCCAGGAUACUGGGGCUAUAUCAUUUUCCACAGGUCAGCUACUGCUCAACAUGUUCUGCACUGAAUAAUAAGUUCCAGUUCCCCACCUUCUUGAGGACCAUUCCCAACGACCUGCACCAGUCCAAAGCUAUGGCCCAACUGGUGCUUCACUUUGGCUGGACCUGGGUCGGCACCAUAGCUGCUGAUGAUGAUUAUGGCAAAUAUGGCAUCAAGGACUUCAAAGAGCAGGUGGAGGAAGCAGGAGUCUGCAUCUCCUUCUCUGAAACUCUGCCUAAGGUCAGCAAACCAGAGGUCAUCCAGAACAUCGUUCAAACUGUAGUUGAGUCCACAGCCAAGAUCAUUGUGGUCUUCUCGUCAGAUGUGGACCUUAGUCCUCUCAUCGGUGAACUUCUCCGCCACAAUGUGACGAACCGUACUUGGAUUGCCAGCGAGGCCUGGGUCACCUCUGCCCUCAUCAGUCAGUCCGGGCUGAACUCAGUCCUGUCUGGUACCCUUGGCUUUGGGGUGAAAAAGGCUGACAUCCCUGGUCUUCGGCGCCAUCUACUGAAUCUGGAUCCCUAUGCAGACGCCCUCACAGAGGAAUUCUGGGAGACGUUGUUUAACUGCACACUGGACUAUAGCAGAGCGCUGAGAAUGGCCAAAGAGAGAGCCGUGGGGGUGAACGGCACACUGUCCAGAGCAGCGAUGGGGUUACCAGAUGGUCUGUGUAGUGGCAGUGAGUCUGUGGCUCAGCUCAAUAAUACCUACUCUGAUGUCUCUCAGUUACGAAUCACUUACAGUGUUUACAAAGCAGUGUAUGCUGUGGCUCACGCCUUGCACAACCUGGAGCACUGUGAAGAAGGAAAGGGCCCCUUUGUUGGGGGCAGCUGUGCCAACAUCACUAAUUUUGAGCCUUGGCAGCUGAUGUAUUAUGUGAAGAACGUGCGUUACAAAAUGCCGAACACUGGGGAGGAGAUCUACUUUGAAGAUGGUGACAUAGAGGGCUUCUAUGACAUUAUUAACUGGCAAGUCAAUGGUAAUGGAGAGAUAUAUUAUGUCACCGUGGGACACUACAAUGGAUCUGCAGCUCCAGAGGAGAAGAUGCACAUAAUGAAUGACUCCAUUAUUUGGAACAAUGGAGAACUGGAGCCUCCUCGGUCAGUGUGCAGCGAGAACUGUCAGCCCGGGACCAGGAAGGGAAUCCGGCAGGGGGAGCCCGUCUGUUGUUUUGACUGCAUCCCAUGUGCUGACGGAGAAAUCAGUAACACCACAAAUGCCCGUGAAUGCAUCCUCUGCACUGGAGAUGACUGGUCUAACACUGCCCAUGAUGCCUGUGUGCCUAAAAUCAUUGAGUUCCUGGCCUUUGGAGAACCUUUGGGAAUUACUCUGAUAGUCAUCUCUGCCUUUGGAGCUUUAGUAACCAUAGCUGUUGGGGUGGUGUUUCUUAUGCACAUUGGCACCCCUCUGGUCAAAGCCAAUGAUGCCCUGUUGAGUUUCUUGUUGCUCUUGUCUCUCGUUGUAACCUUCCUCUGCUCCAUCGUCUUCCUUGGAGAGCCACAAAACUGGAGCUGUAUGACCAGCCAAGUAGCUUUAGCUCUUGGCUUUGCUCUGUGCCUGUCCUGCAUUAUGGGGAAGGCAGCUGUGCUGAUGGUCAGAGCUCGAGCUCUGAAAAAGGCCAGAGCCAAAACCAGGGCAGCUGCCAAAGCUGCCAAAGCUGCAGCUGAAGCAGCAGCUAACAGUGGCAGUCCUGAUGUGAUAGUAACCAGCUCCAACAAUGAUAUUGCUGCUUCGGAUAAGCCUGAAGUUGACACUCUGACUUUUGGCCACCAGAGGGCAAUGGCUGCUGUGGCAACAUUAAUACAGGCUGUAGCAUGCACUGUUUGGCUCAUCAUCCUCCCUCCACACCCGGUCAAGAACACCGCUGCCCAGAAUGUAAAGAUUAUUCUGGAGUGUGAUGAAGGCUCUGUGGUCUUCAUCUGUUGUAUCUUUGGGUAUGACAUCCUGCUGGCUCUGCUGGCUUUCAUCUUUGCCUUUAUAGCCCGCAAACUGGAAGAUCACUUCAGUGAAGCCAAGUGUAUGACCUUCGGCAUGCUGGUCUUCUUCAUUGUCUGGAUCUCCUUUGUCCCAGCUUACCUCAGCACACGAGGAAAGUUCAUGGUUGCUGUCCAGAUUUUUGCCAUUCUAGCUUCCAGCUUCGGCCUGCUCUCCUGCAUCUUCCUCCCCAAGUGCUACAUUCUUUUGGCCAAGCCCGAGCGCAACAAAGAGGAACUGAUGAAGCCCAGGCCCAAACCCAAAGAUGGCUCCUCCACUGGGACGUCGGCAUCUUUUGCCACAGCUGCUACUGAUGUCAAUGCAUCAUUUGCAUCCACGGCUAUUGAUGAUCAGCCUGGAAACUAAUAUGAUUCAGAAAAAACAUCUAAAAAUGAAUAAUAAAUUGGUCAGAGAGUCAGAGAACAAUAAAUAUCCUUGUUGUCUAGGUUUUCAGUUUGUUGAAAACUGCUGUGAUAUUUGCUUCGGCAACAAAAGGAGGUGCAACAUGUUUAUUCUCCUGCUGUCUAAAUGUAGCUUAUUUAAAAUGGAUCCAAUGUUUACCUCUCUCAUUUUCUUAAGGAAAACUAGAUGCUUUAGUUAAGAUUUGGAGAAGAACUUUUCGCUAAAAAGUUUGACUUUAUAUUACUUCAAUAACCUCUGUAUGUUUUACAGUUUAACAUAAC
Molecule: messenger RNA, 3131 nt
Organism: Girardinichthys multiradiatus
Lineage: Eukaryota; Metazoa; Chordata; Actinopteri; Cyprinodontiformes; Goodeidae
Product: vomeronasal type-2 receptor 1
Exons: 14
Coding region: 1-2814 (937 amino acids)
Biological process (GO): G protein-coupled receptor signaling pathway
Cellular component (GO): membrane
Molecular function (GO): G protein-coupled receptor activity; olfactory receptor activity
Source: RefSeq, a predicted model, not a curated record